UUUCUUGAAGCUGGUGCAUGAGCGGUGGUUAAUAUUUAAUCAUGCAAGGCUAUAAGAUGGCACAAGUUUCGACAGCCUUUUAUUCGCGAUCGGAUUACACUGCCGUGCGGAAGAAAGGAAGAGACCAGUACAAAGAACACUGCUAGCUGCUUUGCCCAGACUUUCGUGUACAGAUUUUGCGAGUAGAAGCGCAGCACUAUGUCCAAUGAGCAGUACAAGAAUCCGAACAAGGAAACAAGCGCGACUUCCCUGCAAUCAGCCAAAGAAGAGGAGAGCUGUCCCUUGCCCUCGUCCUUGCCCCCUGGCACCACGUUUUCAAUAUCAUCUGCGAUCAACGACAAGCCUCCAUUCAUGAGUUCGAGCCAAAACGUCGUCACACAGUCCCAGGAUGAUGGAGCGCCGUCGUUGCCAGUCCGUGAAUUGGUAAGCAACUCCGAGGAUGACAACGCCUUUUUCGAUACGCCUCCAGGAGCCUGCAACGAGGAGGGGAGCAGCGCUGCCAUGUGCAGGAUCUGCCAUGAAAGCGAUCAAGAAGAAUCGCUCGUGUCGCUUUGCAGCUGCUCUGGCACCAUGGGCUACGUGCAUGUGUCCUGCCUUGAACAUUGGCUUAACAACCAGAACGUGGACGUCUGCGAGCUCUGCGGUCAGCGCUUCCCGAUGGCGGUCCAACCUAGCAGCGUGCUCAGAUUCUUCCACUGGGUUUCGCAAAGCAACUGGUGCCUGCGGCGAGUGUUGCUGAGCUACCUGCUAUUCUUGGGCAUGUUGAUAACGCUCACGGUCAGUGUGUGCUUCGUGGUCCAGCAGGUAGCGGGGUUGGAAGAGCGACAGCGGGACACUCACCUUCAAAGGUUUUUACAUGCCUUGCUCCUCUUUAUGAUAACCCUAGCCUUUAGCGGUUUGUACAAGCUUAUGUUCGACAGGCUCUGCGAUCUGUACGGUCAUUUCCUGGCGUGGCAGUUGGCGCAUCCGGUGCGCCGGAUAGCGCCACUGCCUUCUGAUAGAGUAGUGGCUCUCUCCGAACAUAAAGCAACGGACGUCAGGGCAGCGUGA
This is a messenger RNA of Rhipicephalus sanguineus (brown dog tick), 1050 nucleotides long. RefSeq names its product E3 ubiquitin-protein ligase MARCHF3-like. The transcript is spliced from 2 exons. Gene Ontology annotation, molecular function: zinc ion binding; ubiquitin-protein transferase activity. Gene Ontology annotation, biological process: protein ubiquitination. Bases 199 to 1050 code for a protein of 283 amino acids. NCBI's taxonomy places the organism in Eukaryota, Metazoa, Arthropoda, Arachnida, Ixodida, Ixodidae. The record is from RefSeq and is a predicted model, not a curated record.